AUGAACGACUCGUGGUUCCGUAGAAGCAAUGGAACAUCUUCCGGAUCAUCGUCAAUUGGCACACAAGAAUUGUUUGGAAACGGCGAACAACAAUUGGCGAACAACAAUUUGAUUCCCGAUUCGGGAAGUUUCUUUUUCAACGGGACGUCAUCAGAAGACACCUUCUUCCCUUCGGACAGGGGCCAGAAGGCAUUCGUCGCAAGCUCAGAGUUCGCCGAGCCGGCGCGUACAGAGAUUACUCUGCAAAAUGUCGUCGGGAAGGAGCAGCUCAUAAAUUUUGCGAUGGACCGUCACGGAGUGAAGUUCCUGGAGAUCCACUAUCCGACGGAUGCUAAUAACGAUCUACACAGAGCAGUUUUCGAAAAGCUCACCGAGUCGAUGAUCUUGUUCGGUGGAUUGUGUAAAAAUUCAAACGGAAACUUCAUAAUCCAGAAGCUUGUCGAAUUCGCAACGCUCGAUGAGCAGAAAGUGUUGCUGCAGAGAAUGGUGGAGUGCGGAUUGGCGGAUAUGUGCAAAGAUAAAUUCGCCUGCCGCGUCGUUCAAAUCGCAGUUCAGAAGUUCGAUCGUUCCGUUGUCACUGAUCUGAUCAAAGCGCUCCAUUCCUCUGAUUUAGUGGACAUUUGCACCGACCAGACAUCGAUUCAUGCCAUGCAACGCAUUUACGCCAUCAAGUCGUCAGGAAUCAUGGAAAUGUAUCGCGAUAUGAUCAUAGACAAGUGUCUUUUGAGAAAUUUACUUUCCAUGUCACAGGACAAAUACGCAUCACAUGUCAUUGAAGGAGCCUUCAUCUUCGCUCCUCCCUCACUUCUCACGGAAAUGAUGACCGAGAUAUUCGAUGGUUACGUCAAAGAUCAUGGGACGAAUCGCGAUGCACUCGACAUUCUUCUCUUCCAUCAAUAUGGAAACUAUGUCGUUCAACAGAUGAUAACGAUUUGUACAUCUGCUUUAAUGGGAAAAGAAGAGCGUCGGCUUUCACCAUCGGAUCUCGGAAUGUAUGUCGCGUGGUACGAGCAGCUGCUCUAA
This is a messenger RNA of Caenorhabditis briggsae, 1023 nucleotides long. Lineage: Eukaryota; Metazoa; Nematoda; Chromadorea; Rhabditida; Rhabditidae. Gene Ontology annotation, biological process: post-transcriptional regulation of gene expression. The transcript is spliced from 4 exons. The coding region runs from base 1 to 1023 and encodes 340 amino acids. The record is from RefSeq and is a predicted model, not a curated record. Gene Ontology annotation, molecular function: mRNA 3'-UTR binding. Gene Ontology annotation, cellular component: cytoplasm; nucleus.